GUGAGGCCAUCUCGGAACUGGGGGAUGGGGGCGGAAAGAGGGGCCCUGGUCCCGUCGGGGCUGUUGGAAAAAGCGAGGCAGUUGGCUAUUUCCUCCCACUUGAGGGACAUUCAGAUCGGCCCAGGUGCCUGGCAUGUGAGAGUGCUUUAUCAGGCUGAAGUGGUUCUUAAGGGCCAGUAUUCGGGAGGCGUGUUGUUAGCUCUCAGCAUGGAAGGCCUGGCUCAGCCAACCACAAGGUCCUCGCUCUACUAGGUAAACGCUGAGGGGUGCCCUUGAAGGACAGGAUCCCUGCCAGACCCCACCCCAUCCCUCGGGGAAGCCAGGAAACCGAAGCCAGGGGGCUGGCAAUAGCCAGGCGCCUGGACAGAUGUUACCCUCUCCCCAUUUCCAGACUGUGUUUGGGGGAAGAAGUGGGGGAUGAGAAAGAGCGGGAGGGAGACCCCAAAGCACAGAUAUCUGGCACCAGCUCUGAAGUCAGCACGACGUGUGUGAAUCUCAGCUGCCCCGCUGGCUGGGUGCGAAGUGACUCAGAACAGGUCACCAACCUUCUCCGGGACUGUUUCCCUGGGCUGUUAAAAUAGAAGGGGAGGGGCGCCUGAUGGCUCUGGUUAAGCGUCCGUCUUCGGUUCAGGUCAUGAUCUCGCAGUUCAUGAGUUCGAGCCCCGCGUCGGGCUCUGUGCUGACAGCUCCGAGCCUGGAGCCUGCUUCGAAUUCUGUGUCUCCCUGUCUCGCUGCUCCUUCCCCACUCGUGCUCUCUCUCUGUCUCUCAAAAAUAAAUAAAAAUUUAAAAAAAUUUUAAAAAUAGGAGAAGGGGAAAACUCUAUGACGGCCCGGGGGGUAUAACAGUGGAGGGUAGCAGGGUCUAUCUGGCACACUGCCUGUCACACUGUAGGAACUAAAUGUCAUCGUAGAAGCCCAACAGUAUUGGUGUCGCUGCUGCGUGUUUGAGAGGGGCGGGACUCCCUCCCUCAGACACCGCUGAAAUGUGUGGCUUUCUCUGAACCCACGCUCUGAUAAGUUUUCCAGCUCUGUUGAAUAGAGCUUGUUGGGUGUUUGGCUAGGGAAGGAGAGGUCAGAAGUCACCUUGACUCACCCCCCUCAAUUCCAGACAGGAAAUCCAAGCCUGGGAAAGGAGGUGACCUCCCCAAGGUCUCAUGGUGGGUGGAGCUGGUGUCCAAGACCUCUGGAGGAGGCAUGGGGAAGGCCGGUCCGUGAGGGGUGUGGCGCCGGGAGGCAGGGGUGCUCAGGUUCAGUUUCCAGCCCUUUGAGCUCCCGGAGGAGGAGUUUCCUCUUUCCUCUCAAGGGCAUUUGGCUUUCCAGGCGUGAAUGGCUCAGCGAGCAAGUGUCUGAGUCCCUGUGUCCUGCGAGGGUCGUUUGCCACCUUCACAGCUGGGCUGAGCUGGAGAGAAGGCCGUGCAAAAGCGAGGGGAAGCGAGGGGAAGAGGGACGGGCUUGCAGAUUUCAUGCAAGUGGGCGCCCGCUCCCCUCAGGCUGGGGACUGCCCAUUUCCAGGAGGCGAUAGACGCUCUGGGAGUGCCCAGGAGUGGAGGGAUACAACCCAGGCGCUUCAGAGAAAGCACGUGGUGGGUGCAGCAGGGGGAGGCGUGGGUGCCUGCUUACUCCCCAGCUUGGCCCAAAUCCCGAGUUGCAGAGAGAAAGUGAAAGAGAAAAGGGCGGCUGCAGAGGGUGAGGUGGGGUGGCUGGGUAGCCGAUCUGCCCCAGUCUGGCCGCAGCUCCAGAGCUGGCAGGAGGGCGAGGCCGAUGGCAGCCCGUGGGAGUCCGGGGAGCAGCGGCAGUGGGCAGUGUGCCGCCAUGGAGUUGGGGCCUCUAGAAGGCGGCUACCUGGAGCUUCUCAACAGCAAUGCUGACCCCCUGCAUCUCUACCACCUCUAUGACCAGAUGGACCCGGCUAGAGAAGAGAUGGAGCUCUGCUCAGAACCCGACAUGGACACCAUCAACUGCGAGCAGUUCAGCAGACUGUUGUGUGACAUGGAAGGUGAUGAAGAGACCAGGGAGGCUUAUGCCAAUAUCGCGGAACUGGACCAGUACGUGUUCCAGGACUCACAACUGGAGGGUCUGAGCAAAGGCUUUUUCAUCGAGCAUAUAGGAUUGGAAGAAAUGAUCGGCGAGAGUGUGGAGACGCUGGAGGAAAAGAAAAGUCAGAAAAGAUCCUUCCCAGAGGAGCUGCCCAUGGACUCGAAGCACAGGAAGCUGGCUGAGCCCCUCGCUGUGCCCAUGGUGACUGGCACUUUCCUGGUGGGGUCCGUGAGUGACUCCUCAGCUCUGCCCUGCCUGUCACCCCCUGCUGUGUUCAACAAGGAGCCGGCAUCCAGCCAGAGGUGGCUGAAGGAGACCAUCCUGAUGCCUGUGCCCCCUUCAAGUUCCUUGCUGAGCUGCCUGAGCCUUUCUGCUGGACACAUCCAGAUAGUCCCCACUCUGCCCCAGGGGCUCUGGCAAAUCUCAGGGCCUGGGACAGGGGUAUCUGGUAUGGUCAUCUAUCAAGGUGAGGUGCCCCAGGCCAGCCAGGAGCUUCCUUCCAGCAGCCCCGCCAUACACAGCCUCCCCAAAUCCCCAGAACGGCCCGGCUCCACCAGCCCCUUUGCCCCGUCUGCGGCUGACCUUCCCGGAAUGCCGGAACCAGCUCUGACCUCCCGUGCAGAUGUGACAGAGGAGCAGAUGUCCCCUACCCGAUCCCCGGCAGCUCACGAGGUCUCCAGCCAGCUCCCGAAAUGGCCUGAGCGGGUGGAGAAGUUCUGCAGCGCCCUUCGGGACAUGUACCAGGCUGAGCCCGCAGGCCCGGAAGGCAUCCUGGUGGAGGUGGAACUGGUGAGGGCGCGGCUGGAAAGGAGCAGCAGCAAAAGCCAGGAGAGGGAGCUGGCCACCCUGGACUGGGCAGAGCGGCAGCCGGCCCGCGGGGGCCUGGCCGAGGUGCUGCUGGCGGGGGGUGACCCCCGGCGGCCGCGGGAGACGCAGGUGAUCGCUGUGCUGGGUAAAGCGGGGCAGGGGAAGAGUCGCUGGGCCCGGGAAGCAAGCCGGGCCUGGGCCCGCGGCCAGCUGCCCCAGUACGACUUCGUCUUCUACCUCCCCUGCCACUGUUUGGACCGUGGGGGGGACACCUACCGCCUGCAGGAUCUGCUGUUCUCCCUGGGCCCCCGGCCUCUGCCGGUGGACGAUGAGGUCUUCAGCUACGUCUGGAGGAGGCCCGACCGGGUUCUGCUCAUCCUGGAUGCCUCCGAGGGCCUCGAAGGCCAAGACGGCCUCCUGCACAGCGCGUGUGGACCCGUGUGCACAGAGCCCCACUCCGUCCGGGGACUGCUGGCGGGCCUCUUCCAGCGUAAGCUGCUGCGGGGCUGCACCCUGCUGCUCACGGCCCGGCCCCGGGGCCGCCUGGCCCAGAGCCUGAGCAAGGCCGACGCUCUGUUCGAGGUGGCCGGCUUCUCAGCCGAGCAGGCCAAGACCUACCUGACGUGCUACUUGGAGCGCGCAGGGGCGACCGAGUGCCGAGAGAGAGCCCUGGAGCUCCUCCAGGGUCAGCCUUUCCUCCUCAGCCACUGCCAUAGCCCCACUUUGUGCCGGGCCGUGGGCCAGCUGUCCGAGGCCCUCCUGGAGCUGGGGGGUGAGACGGAUCUGCCCUCCACGCUCACGGGACUCUACGUGGGCCUGCUCGGCCCUGCCGCCCGCGACAGCCCCCCGGGGGCCCUGGCAGGACUGGCCAGGCUGGCCUGGGAGCUGGGCCGCAGACGCCAGGGCACCUUGCUGGAGAGCCAGUUCCCGUCGGCGGAGGCGAGGGCCUGGGCCGUGGCCAAGGGCUUGGUGCAGCCCGCCCCAGGGGCCGCGGCGGUGGGGCUGGCCUUCUCCAGCUUCCUUCUGCAGUGCUUCCUGGGGGCCGUGUGGCUGGCCCUGAGCAGCGACAUCAAGGACAAGGAGCUGCCACAGUACUUGGCGUUGACCCCAAGGAAGAAGAGGCCCUACGACAACUGGCUGGAGGGCGUGCCGCGCUUCCUGGCGGGGCUGGUUUUCCAGCCGCAUGCCGACUGCCUCGGGGCCCUGGCGGGGCCUGCGGCGGCCACCCUGAAGGACAGGAAGCAGAAAGUGCUCACCAGGUACCUGAAGCGGCUGCAGCCGGGGACGCUGCGGGCCGGACAGCUGCUGGAGCUGCUGCACUGCACCCGUGAGACUUUGGACGCUGGGCUCUGGCACCACGUGGUGCAGGGGCUCCCCGCCCGCCUCUCCUUCGUGGGCACCCGGCUCACGACUCCCCACACCUAUGUCCUGGGCAGUGCCUUGGAGGCGGCGGGCCGAGACUUCUCCCUGGACCUCUGCAGCACUGGCAUUGACCCCCCUGGACUGGGGAGCCUCGUGGGACUCAGCUGCGUCACCCAUUUCAGGGCUGCGCUGAGUGACAUGGUGGGGCUAUGGGAGUCUCUACAGCAGCGUGGGGAGGCCAAGCUGCUCCGGGCGGUGGAGGAGAAGUUCACCAUCGAGCCUUUCAAGGCCAAGUCCGUGAAGGAUGUGGAAGAUCUGGGCAACCUCGUGCAGAUCCAGAGGACAAGAAGUUCUUCAGAAGAUACGGCUGGAGAACUCCCUGCGGUCCGGGAUUUAAAGAAGCUGGAGUUCGCGCUGGGCCCCGUCUCAGGCCCCCAGGCUUUUCCCAAGCUGGUGAGGAUCCUCGAGGCCUUUUCCUCCCUUCAGCAUCUGGACCUGGACUCGCUGAGCGAGAACAAGAUUGGCGAUGAGGGUGUCGAGCAGCUGUCGGCCACCUUCCCUCGGCUCAAGGCCCUGGAGACCCUCAACUUGUCCCAGAACAACAUCACCGAUGUGGGCGCCUGCAAGCUCGCUGAGGCCCUGCCCUCGCUGGCUGCAUCCCUCCUCAGGCUCAGUGUAUACAAUAACUGCAUCUGUGACAUGGGAGCCGAAAGCCUGGCGCACGUGCUUCCAGACAUGGGGUCCCUCCGGGUGCUGGAUGUCCAGUAUAACAAGUUCACAGCCGCCGGGGCCCAGCAGCUGGCCGCCAGCCUGAGAAAGUGCCCUCACGUGGAGACGCUGGCGAUGUGGACGCCCACCAUCCCGUUUGGCGUCCACGAGCACCUACAGCAGCUAGAUUCGCGGAUCAGCCUGAAGUGAUUUCUGCGAUGCCCGGGACAAGGUGACUGAGCAUGUUCUCUGAGGACGCCGACCACGCUGGACCUUGAACUGGUUGUUUGUGGACGCGGUGCUUCUUGGGCCAUCGCCCGUGAGUCUCAGCAUCCUGGCGCUUGGCCCUACCGGCUCAGGGCCGGCCCCCACCCAGCUCUGGGAAGGCCUUUGGCCUGCUCUGCGUUCGGACCCAGGCCCGGCUCCAGGCUCCUGCGGGGCCCAGGUCGAUGCCGGCCCCGACGGACGGGUGCACGACCGGUGGUGACGCAGGCCACCCAGGGGCCCUGAGGCAUCCCGCAGGACGCUCCUGGCAGCUGUGGCCGGGCCGGAGUGAGGGAUUGAGGCGGCCACAUCUCUGCCUCCCCAGGUCCCUGUCCGCCUGGGGAGAAGUCACUUCUCUGCACUGCUCUAACAAGGAUGCCGGGUGCUCUCAGGACACGGGCGGCUGGCCCCACCUGCCCAUUUCCCUGUGACAGGCGGGGAGUCUGUGGCAACUGCUGUCCGUCUGCUGGACUCACUGUUUUGCACUAACUUUGUCGAGGUCGAAGCUCCGCCCGGCCAGACACACUGGACUUGAGCCGGAAAGAGCUGACGGUGCUCUAAUGGUGGGGGGAGGGGAGUGGGCCGGAACCACACCUGCCUCUCGGCCUUCACUUCUUGGGUCAUUUUUUCACUACAGUAUAAAGGGCCCGUUGCAUCUCA
Molecule: messenger RNA, 5838 nt
Organism: Panthera uncia (snow leopard)
Lineage: Eukaryota; Metazoa; Chordata; Mammalia; Carnivora; Felidae
Gene: CIITA
Product: class II major histocompatibility complex transactivator
Exons: 20
Coding region: 1762-5124 (1120 amino acids)
Biological process (GO): inflammatory response; positive regulation of transcription by RNA polymerase II; positive regulation of MHC class II biosynthetic process
Molecular function (GO): ATP binding; protein binding
Source: RefSeq, a predicted model, not a curated record